AAGCAAUAUUCGUAGGUUUUCUGCAGAAUACCAAAUUAUACGCUUUGCCGCUAUCAAAUGUGAUGUUAUCUCAAUCUAAAUAAUAAGAAUUGUUGGUUCCCCUCCGUUGUAUUACAUUGCUUUUUACAAUAAUUCCGGGCUAUUCUUCUCGGGGCUUUGGUGAAAUUGAACAAGAUCGUGUCUUUCAAGAGGAGCCACCCUUUUCCAAGCGCUUAAAGGUUGCAUUAGGAGCUGUCCAGAGAAACAUGGACGACGGAUGCAUUUCCGAUCCACUAUUUCAGAUGUGACGACAGCAUUUAGAUAUGACUUCAUUAUGGCUUACGAUUCCGCUCGUUUUUAUAUCAAUUUUUGGCAUUGUAGUCAACACCUACAUCCUACUCGUAGUUUCGUUCUCCAGACAAGCAACCACCGCGAAUAAUUUACUUUUACUGCAUCUCGGAGCUCUGAACGUAGCUUUAGGGAUCUUAUUCCUCCUCUUCGCUGUUCCUGGACUAUCAAAUUACGAGUGGCUAUCGAGUGGAGCUCCGUGCCUUCUGCAUGGAUUUUUCUUUACAAUUCUUCAUCCACUGGUAUUGUGGACGAUCUGCGGAUUAAACGCUGAUCGUUAUUAUGCAAUAGCUGCACCUCUGCAUUACGGGCAUUUAGUUAAUCCGAAAAAAGUAUUGUUAUGUUUAGGUGUUGGUUGGGUGAUAGCAUUAUCCCUGUCCGUUCCUCCUUAUUUCACUAUAGCUCCUUAUACUUUUAACAAAGCUUUAGGGGCUUGCGUUCCCGAUUUCUCCUCCGGACAAGGUGCUAUUUGGUACUCGGCAGCUUUCACGGCUUUUACUCUUCUCUUGCCAAUUACAUUAAUUAUUUGCUGCAACAUCAAGAUCUUGAUGAUAGCUCGUUAUCAUCGGCAUCGAAUAGCAUCGGCGAUUUACGAAGUAACUUUAUCGGCUCAAGUGACGAUAACUCAUCAACGAAAUCCAUUUUUCGUUCCUACGGUAACGGCCCCCUCGGCGGGAGGCCCCAAAUUCCGCUCAAGAUCUCCAAUUUCCACGGUCCUCCAACUACUAGGCUCAUUCCUCAUCCUCUAUCUACCCUAUUACACUAUAAUAUUAUGGGAAUCAUCAAUAACUUUCUUAGUGAACUCUAACACUUCCGAAACUCACCCCUCCUUCUACCGAAUAGUUUUAGUCCUCCUGACCUGUUCGCCCUCGAUAAACGGAUUCCUAUACGGGCUGAAAAACAAAAUGCUCCGCAAGACAUUCCAGAACUAUUGGAGGAAGAAGCUAACGAAGAGCGAAGUAAAUCAUGAGAUUCAGGCAAGGACACCGUCGACGUGCGGUUCGCGCCGCCAAAGCUUGACUCCUUUAGGGUUCUUCACUCGUCCGAGCAUCCCCAGACGAUUAUCAGAAGCCUUCCUCGAUCCGCACAAGGUGUCCAGUCCUUCGAAACCUAAGAUGAAACGUAUAGCAUCCGAACUCACCUGGCGCCCUUCGUCUGCAAACGGCCUACAUUUUACCGACGAGAAACGAAUACCUCAAGCCAGUAGCUGCAACACCUUACAAAUACCAAGGCAUGAUGACAUAGAUGACUUUCAGAAGUUAAACAACAAACCGACUGUAAGCACAGCCAACUUGCUUCUACAAAAGUUCUUCGGAUUGGAAAACGAUAAGAAAGUAAUUGAAACGGAACCUGAAGUGACACCAAAGAAAUCUCCUCGCAUAUUAAUAACUCGAGCUCUCUCUGAAGACAGCGACAAAACUCACUCAAACGUAAAUACCCCAUCCAAGCGCAUCUCCAAUUCAAGCACUAACUUAUUAGAAAAGAAAUGGAGACAGAUCAAGUACAAGGAUUCGGAAUACGACAGCGAUGGACCGAAUUCCAAAUGCAAACCUUUGCUAGACAGAAGCAGCGAUUCUUCAGAAGCUUCGGAAGGUUCAAGCGGACUCUACAUGAAUCUGGAUGAUCAAGCAUUAAUCGGUUGGCCUAACAGCGAGAAUUCCGAAAUGUGGUCCAAAGAAGAUGAAUUUGUUAACUGUAUCAACGUUCAAUCGGAGAUCGUAUUGUAGAGAAAAUAACAUUAGCACACCCCUCAGUCUAUUUACCGCUUGAUUUUCAUUUUAUUUUCAUUGUGAUGUCUCGAUGUGAUAUUAAACUAGAUAUUUAUUAAGAAGCUUAGUGCGAUAAAUAAAUGUGAAACUCUAUUUUCCAAAUAUAUUUUACUAAAUGUCUCUCUCACCUGUUGCGUAAAUACUCAAUGUUUGGAAAUGUAACGUAAAAUGGAAAAUAUUACAGUUAUUCUCUUUUUAUUCCUACGCCAAAAAUGAAUAGAUUUUGCUUAUUCGUACAGGGUAUAAACAAAAUAAAAUGAACAAAUAUUUAAUUAACCUCUGGAUGGCAAACUGUAACAAUCAAU
This is a messenger RNA of Nicrophorus vespilloides, 2401 nucleotides long. Its product is annotated as histamine H2 receptor-like. Gene Ontology annotation, biological process: G protein-coupled receptor signaling pathway. The coding region runs from base 303 to 2054 and encodes 583 amino acids. Gene Ontology annotation, molecular function: G protein-coupled receptor activity. The transcript is spliced from 5 exons. NCBI's taxonomy places the organism in Eukaryota, Metazoa, Arthropoda, Insecta, Coleoptera, Silphidae. The record is from RefSeq and is a predicted model, not a curated record. Gene Ontology annotation, cellular component: membrane.